AUGUUGCAAGAUGUUAUCCACCCUCCAUCACAUGAUGAACAACUCUCCAUUGAUGAAAUUUCAAGUCCAAAUAUUAGUGCACAAAUUUUUGAACUUUGUGACCCUGAUUUGUUCCAAGACUCUCUUCAACAAAAUUCGGAAGUUACUUCUACCUCAAAUUGUUGUCAUCAUGAAGAAAACAACCUCAACAACAACAAUAACUCUUCAUAUACCUUAAACAAUAUUUCACAAGUUUUAGAUUUAGAUAACAACAUCAAUAGCAAUAGCAAUAGUACUACUAGCACAACAAGCAACAAUAACACAACAAAUAAUACCAAUAAUAAUAAUAACCUUCCGAUUAUCUUCGACUCGCAACAAGAUAUCGACAAUGACAUAUCGGCUUCCAUAGACUUCACGUCGUCGUUGUCUUUUCUUGUUCCGUCGCUUCUUCCAAUCAAUACUCAUCAAGAACAACAGUUUGAUUUCUCUUCGACGCAACCUCCUCAACAUCAUCUUCAGCUGUCUGCAUGUUCGGUUUUGAAAGGACUGUCUUCGCAGUAUCAGCAAACUGAAAAUAUUCCCGUUUCAGGUGCUGCAGCGCCGCUUAUCGGUGGUUCGUUCGGUUCUGUGUUUGAAGAUGAUUGCAUAUCUUCCAUUCAUUCUUAUUCUCCUUCUUGUUCUUAUCUUAGUAAUGGGUUAGGUGUGUAUAUGCCUCAUGGAAAUCUUGCGAGUGGUUUGUCUGGUGAUGGUUCUGGAUUGUUUGGUGGAGGAAUUCUAUUAGGUUCUGAAAUGCAGACUCAUGAUUUGGAUUAUCAAGGUGAAAAUGGUGGAAUUUAUUGUACAGAUUCUGUUCAGCAGGUGUUUAAUCCACAAGAUUUUCAGGCACUUGGUACUGAGAAUCAAAAACUAGUAGCUGGAAAUUCUGCCACUUUAUCACCAGAAAUCUCACAUUUGGAGGACUCUCCCUUAAAGGUUGCAAAACUUUCUGUUGAGCAAAGGAAAGAGAAGAUCCAUAGAUUUAUGAAGAAGAGAAAUGAAAGAAAUUACAGCAAGAAAAUCAAGUAUGCUUGCCGGAAAACUUUAGCCGAUAGCCGGCCGCGAGUUAGAGGAAGGUUUGCAAAGAAUGAUGAAUUUGGAGAGAAUCAAAGGCCAGCUUGUAGCAACCAUGAAGAUGAUGAUGAAAUAGCUGUUAAAGAAGAAGAUGAUAUGGUUGAUUCCUCAGAUAUCUUUGCACAUAUCAGUGGACUUAACUCCUUCAAAUGCAACUAUUCAAUCCAGUCUUUGAUUUGA
Molecule: messenger RNA, 1269 nt
Organism: Lathyrus sativus (Indian pea)
Lineage: Eukaryota; Viridiplantae; Streptophyta; Magnoliopsida; Fabales; Fabaceae
Source: the annotation of a GenBank genome assembly